Messenger RNA from Danio aesculapii, 3272 nucleotides. RefSeq names its product IQ motif containing with AAA domain 1 (gene drc11). Gene Ontology annotation, molecular function: protein binding; ATP hydrolysis activity; ATP binding. The transcript is spliced from 19 exons. Bases 322 to 2883 code for a protein of 853 amino acids. The record is from RefSeq and is a predicted model, not a curated record. Lineage: Eukaryota; Metazoa; Chordata; Actinopteri; Cypriniformes; Danionidae.
UAGAGUAUUGAAUUCCGUUUUUAACUAGAUGCCUUCUUUCAGAAGCAGUGAAGAGGCUUUGAUCUCGUUGCCAUGGCAGCUGUCAGAAGCGCAGGGAGUAAACCAGCGGCUUGCUGCAGCCUGGCUGGCGCGAGACUUGUACAACUUUUGUUAUAAAUGCUUAACUUAUGACAGCUAAUCAUGACUUUCCGCUUGGAUACCUUACUUCGUUUCGUUUAACUAUUUUAGUUUCGAACGCUGUGGCUUGCUCUUAUGUUUUCCCCUUUGAUAUUCAAAUACAGCACUUUCUAAACUAAACUGGGGCGCGUAAAAUCACUAAGGAUGUCGCAGAGUUCAUAUGGCCGAAUGUUGGAUGCUGCUCAGGGAGCUUUGGAAAACCUUUUGGAGGAUGAAUAUCCCACAUUGGAGCUCCGUCCUCAAAAGGACCGCAUGCAGGUGUUUCAGACAUUGUCCACUUUCUACCUGCGCUACAUGAAGAUUUUCCAUGCCCUGGAGGAGGUUUACGAUCAGAUUGUUCAUCCCCAAAAGAGACGUGUUGUGCACCAGGUUCUUGACGGAGUGAUGGGACGACUGGUAGAGCUGAAGAAUGAGAUGGUGGAGCUGGAGCACUCUGAAUUUCACUACUUUGAUGACCUAUUGCAGGACUUCAAAAUGACACCUGAGGAUCUUGAGGUGCCUAUUCCACGUUAUUUUGUGAGAGAAAAGAUGAGGGCAUUGAAGGAGAGGGAGAAGAUGCUGGCCCAUAUUUUGUCUAAAGAAGGACGUCCAGAACAUAAAUCUGUGAAUAGACCUGUUCUGUCCAUGUCCAUGGAGAGGGCUGUGUGGCUGCUACAGGUCAGUGAGCGAGCACGGCAGGGAAGACUGAGAGCUCACUUCAUGAAGACAAUUCGGCUGGAGGAACAAAGAAGACAUCUGGGUUCUAGCGUGCUGGACCCUGACCAAGCAGCCACCUGCAUUCAAAAGGUUUGGCGGGGGUAUCGAGACAGGAGGAGGGUCAACAAGGAGUGUCUGGAGGAGAUGAUAUUUUUGGGAAUGAUUCCAGCCCAGCAGCAGACACUUAGUCCUUCCCAACUUCGUGCCCAGCAGGUGGAACGCAGGAGACACAUCAUUCAGGAGGAGCAUGAGGCUGAGUACCAGACAGCACUGGUCAACAUCAAAGAGUCAGUGCGAACUGUGGAUGGGGCAGAUAUUAAAGAAAGCCUGCAAGAACAAAUACGCCAGUGGUUUCUUGAGUGUCGAGAUGCCUCUGGGAAGUUUCCUGACUUUCCAAGUCCCGAGGAUGGAGGUUCUGCAUCCAUAUUUGCUCAGAAGACCCCUGAGCAGGUUGCAGCUGAGUUUGCUGCUAGGGAAGAAGAGAGGGAGAAGAAGAAAAAAUCGAAGAGCGAGAAGGACAAAAAAGUGAAUGACCGCAAAGAGAAGAAGAAAGGAAAGGCGAAAGGAAAAAGGGGGAAAGGAGAUACCGAGGAAGAAGAGACGGGAUGGAAGAUGACUCCCAGUAAUUUCCUUCCUACGGUAUUCAAGGGAGCCAAACUGUACAAAGAUGUUUGGCAAAACCGAGAUGAACAACAGAACUUUCUCCAACGUUUUGAUGCUCAGUUGGUGCGAGAGGAGAAGAGGCUAGAGGUUGAAGAGGAGCUCAGAGUUCAGGUGGACGAACUGAUGAGGCAGGAACUAAAGAAUCUUAAGCUGGUGGUGGACAGAGACAAGGGCAAGAAAAAGAAAAAAGUCAAGAAAAGCAGUAAAAAGAAAAAGAAGAAAGGGCGAAAGACUGGAAAGAAGAAGAAAAAGAAAGAGAAAGACCUUACAGCUGACAGGACCAUAGAAUCUCUAUAUGAGGAACUUGUCCUGGAAGGCUUCAUAAUCAGGCCAAUGAAUGUCAAGCUGUCAGAUUACAUAGGUGAAUACAGCUACCUGGGCACAACACUACGCCAAGCAGAUAUUGAGCCUAUGCCAUCUCUCUCAGACGUCAGACAGCUCAUCGCACUUUAUGGCAUCCUGCCUCUGGGUUCGCAGUGUGUCCAUGAAAGAGGGCCCCUGAUCCGAGCCCUGCUGCUCACCGGGCCGCAAGGUGUUGGAAAGAAGAUGCUAGUCCAUGCCCUGUGCACAGAGACUGGGGCAAACCUAUUCGACCUCUCCCCUUUAACGCUGGCUGGCAAAUAUCCAGGCAAAAGCGGACUGCAAUUACUGCUGCACAUGGUCUUCAAGGUGGCUCGCCAGCUGCAGCCCUCAGUCAUUUGGAUUGGUGACGCUGAGAAAACAUUCUACAAGAAAGUUCCAAAGCUGGAGAAAGAGACGGAACCCAAAAGACUAAAGAAAACCCUGCCGAAGAUCUUGAAAUCUAUCAAAGCAGAGGACCGUUUGUUAGUUGUGGGGACGUCACACAGACCUUUUGAUGCAGAUAUUAAACCUUUCUGUAAAGUUUACAAGAAGAUCAUUUUGAUCCCUAGACCAGAUUAUGCUUCAAGAUUUACUCUAUGGAAGGAGCUGCUUCAAGCACACGGUGCUCUGCUGGACCCUAAACUGGACCUGAGCUCUUUAGCUAAAGUUACCGAUGGUUACACACAGGGACACAUUCUUCAGGCCAUCCAAACCAUCCUAAUCCCCCACCGCCUGGAGCUGCAGGCCAAGAGACCCCUCACUGCGGUGGAGUUCAUCCCUCCUCUCGCAAGACAAGACCCUGUCUAUAAAGAAGAGGAAGAGAGCUUUAAGGCAUGGUACAGUCGGACACCUCUGGGCAAAAAACGAGCACGAGCAGCCAAAGCCAGUGAAGAACAGGCAAUUCUCAAAGGGAAAGGGAAAACUAAAGGAGGAAAAUUACAAAAGAAAGUGAAGGAGGGGAAGACUAAAAAGAAGAAGAAAAGAAGUGAAGAGCCCUAUUUUUAAAAAGAUUAGCAGCAGUUCUUGUUCUGUCCAGCAGAGGGCAUUAGCACCUUUUACAAAGCCUGUGUCUUAACUGUCAAAGUUUCUCAGUGUCUUUUUGUUUGCAUUAUGUCUUUCCUCAGGUUCCACUGUUGACUCUUUAUGAUAUUUCUUACUUGAAUUAAGUAUCUGAAGGAUUUUGGAUAACUACUGUAUUUUACUAUCAGGAUUUUGUGCAUGAAUGUUUGCACAUUUCAGAAUGUUCCAAUCUAAAACUGAAACUGGAUAAGUUCAAACUCUAUCAUCGUUGUGUAGAACGCAAGUGCAAAGCUGGGCCUAUUGUUUAAUAUUUAUUUUACAUGUGAUCUACUCAUUUUAUAAAGUCAUUUAUUAAAAUGUGAGUGCAAAUAAUA